Rana temporaria (common frog) is the source of this 3915-nucleotide messenger RNA. RefSeq names its product protein NYNRIN-like. Gene Ontology annotation, molecular function: RNA-DNA hybrid ribonuclease activity; nucleic acid binding. The transcript is spliced from 2 exons. Gene Ontology annotation, biological process: DNA integration. The record is from RefSeq and is a predicted model, not a curated record. Lineage: Eukaryota; Metazoa; Chordata; Amphibia; Anura; Ranidae. Bases 822 to 3596 code for a protein of 924 amino acids.
GCUCCUUGAACAACAAGGCUUUUGCCAGUAGGGCUAUUACACAAGGACGCUCUGUGGGAAUUAAUGGGAUACCAACAUCACACGACAUAACAUCAGAUUUAGAAAUCUGUAACCAAGAUGGCAAGUUCCUAUGUAAAUGUAGUUUUGCUCUGUUAUUUACUUGCCCAGUCUCUUUGGCUGGUAGAGACUUACUAUCCAAACUACGAAUCAAAAUAAUUUUUGAGCCCAAUGGCACCGUGUCAGUUAAAUCACCAGACUGUGAUGUGUCAGUGCAGAAACGGGUGGACAUCAGAUCUUUCUUUGUGGCUCUACCCCCACCAGUAGGUCAGCAUAAAAUAUGGGCAGAGUCCAAAGAUUCUGUGGGUUUCCUAAAUUGCACACCCUACCGGCCGACAAUCAGACAGGGAUGUCUCCCCAUUUUUCAGAAACAAUAUCCCCUGUCUGAGGAGAAGUUGAAUGGUAUAGACCCACAGAUAGAAUUAUUUUUACAAAAGGGCAUACUGACUCCAGUCAUCAGUCCUUGGAACACACCCAUUAACCCCGUAAGAAAGGCAAACGGAACAUGGCGCUUGGUACAAGAUUUAAGGCCCUUGAACAAAUGCAUUACACCUCUACCUCCCCUCGUUGCAGAUAUUAGCACCAUCUUUGCUCCUCUGACACCAGAACACAAAUGGUAUACGGUGAUAGACCUUGCCAAUGCAUUUUUUAGUGUGCCCGUUGAUGCUGCUAGUCAGCCCCUCUUUAGCUUCUCAUGGAAACGUGGCCAGCUAACAUGGACCAGGUUACCGCAAGGCUUUGUGGAUAGUCCAGCCGCCUUCAGCAUGGUGUUAAAUCAAUCCCUGACUGACUGGGUACCUGAACAUGGUUCAGUUCUGAUCCAAUACGUGGACGAUCUUCUAAUAGGAAAUGGGACAGAAAUUGGCUGUAGUAAUGACUCUGUGAAUCUGUUAGACCACCUCGCUGACAAGGGUCACUUAGCAUCUUUCAAGAAGGUGCAGUGGUGCUCGUCUCGGGUGGAAUACUUGGGAGCGGUCAUCUCGGAAGGUGCCAGGCUGGUAUCCCCUGCCAGAGUAGAGGCCAUAUCGGCACUGAGCAGACCGAGCGACAAGCGCUCACUGCUGUCUUUCCUAGGCUCAAUAGUGUACUGUAGGCAAUGGAUUCCAGACUGUUCAUUUCAUGACUCAGUCCUUAGGAAGGCUACACUCGCCACAGCCCCCAAACAAAUUACCUGGACCCCUGAGAUGGUCACUGCCUAUGACAUGCUGGUGCGUUCACUUCGUAAUGCACCCGCUUUGGGGCUGAUACAACAUGGUAGGCCUUUUUCACUGUAUUGUCUCGUUAUGGGGAAUACCAUGGCUGCUGUUCUGACUCAGGAGCAUGGUGGUAAGCAAAGACCUGUAACGUAUAUUUCAAAAAAACUACCUGUUCAGGUUCAGGGUAUGCCCGCUUGUCUUCAGGCACUGGCCGCCUGUGCCUUGGCAGUACAGGCGGCAGAGAAACUUGUUCUAGCAUCACCCAUGACCCUUUUUACAACUCACACUGUCACACAACUGAUGCAAAACAUGAACACGCAACAUAUGACAGCACAGAGGUUAAGUGGGUACGAGAUAAUUCUCUUAAACACACAAAAUUUAGAGAUUAAAACUUGUCCAUCCACUACUCCUAUAGUACGGUUUCUGCAUUCCCUCCUUAAAUUAAUGCCUGAAUCAGAACCAGUGCCAGAGCAUAAUUGCGAAGACCUAAUUUCCCAAACAACCUCCCCAAGAGCUGAUUUAAGGGAGAACCCCCUAGAAGGGGGCAUUGACAUAUAUGUGGACGGGAGUUGUACGCGCCCCGAUGAUAAAACCUACCGUACUGGUUAUGCAGUUGUCCAGCUUCCUAACAUUAUUCAUGAAGCAAAACCCUUAGUCGCAAAAUCUGCACAGGAGGCUGAACUUACUGCAUUAAUACGUGCCUGUCAGCUGUUUACAAACCAAAUUGUAAAUAUAUAUACCGACAGUCGGUACGCUCAUGGAAUCGUAUUCGAUUUUGGGAAGAUUUGGCAGAGACGCGGCUAUCUAACCGCAGAAGGAAAACCGAUAGCACACCAAACCCUUAUUGAAACAUUACUAGAUGCCAUACACCUGCCUAAAGCGAUUGCAGUGAUUAAAGUGAAAGCUCAUACUACGAGUAGGACCACGGAAGCACUUGGCAAUGCAUUUGCUGAUAAAGUAGCCAAACAAGCAGCGGAUACUAUCCCUGCACAAGACACCCCUGUGACCUCUAUGUUUUACAUGAAUGAUUUUAGUGCACCAGACUUCAAAACUACGGUUAUGCUUUUACAGUCCAUGGCUUUGCCCAUUGAUAUCUCUGACUGGAUGCAGCAUAAUUUGGCCAAAGAUCCCUCGGGUCUUUGGACAAAUAAGGAGGGAAUCAUGGGUAUUCCUAAGUCUGUGGCACCAUUGAUCAUCUCAUACAUUCACGGUCCAUGUCACAUAGGCCGUAAGCCCAUCUUAAAACAGUACAGAGACCAUUUUCAAACAGAAGGACUCAUAAAAAUAAUACAAGACUUUGUAAGCUCAUGCGUUACAUGCGCACAAAAUAAUGUACAGGGAAAGGCAAUGGGAAGACACGGAAAUUUGCCCCCUCCAUUAGGACCUCUUACAGACUUACAAAUAGACUUUACGCAUAUGCCAAAACAGAAAGGAAAUGUAAAAUAUCUUUUGGUAAUUGUGGAUAAAUUUUCCGGGUGGGUAGAAGCAGUGCCCACUACUGGGGAAACGGCAGGAAUAGCGGUACGAGCUAUUAUAAAUAAUUGGGUGAGUCGAUUCGGACUCCCAGUGAAUAUCUGGUCUGACCAGGGACCAGCUUUUGCCUCUAGACUCACACAGGAAUUCUCUAAGAUUUUGGGGAUACAAUGGAAAUUGCACAUCCCUUAUCACCCUCAGAGUGCGGGAAUUGUCGAACGGAUGAAUAGGAAUAUUAAGGAUAAACUGAAUAAAGCUACUCAAGGUACUAUGAAAAAUUGGUCCUUAUAUCUCCCAGGUGUACUUUACCAGAUAAGGGUCACUCCUAAUUCUAGAGGGUAUUCCCCUUUUGAGGUACUCAUGGGACACCCUCCAGCUGAGAAUAGUGUAGGAAAGGAUAAUGAUUUGUUUUCUCAACAGGAAACUUGGAUGAAACAUCUGGUAAGUACUAUUCAACAUACCCAAGAAGGAGUUGCUGUCACCUUUUCUCCUCUUUCCACAGAUCCAACUCACCCUUUUAUACCUGGAGAUGAGGUAUUGGUUAAGCAGUUGGCCGUAAGAAGAAAGACGGGCCCCAUUUACCAAGGCCCCUAUACGGUGGAAAAGGUCUCCCGGACAGCCGUAAAGGUUGAAGGCCUAGGACCAUGGAUUCAUGCGAGCAGAUUGAAAAAGGGUCCCUUGAAGAUAAAGACCCCAGAAGCCCCGAUGGCUCCCCCCUUGGAGCGAGGGCUCGAGAACAAGGAGGACACAAAGCUAGAAGCCCCGAUGGCUCCCCCCUUGGAGCGAGGGCUCAAGAACAAGGAGGACGCAAAGCCAGAGACCCUGAUGGCUCCCUCCAUAGAGCAAGGGUCCGGGAAAACCAGCACUUAACUGCCAAUCAGGUGUACAAUAGAAUGAUAAGAGGAGGGAAAUACUGUGGACUAUUGCUUAUAUUGUUUGUGGUGACUGCUACGGGGGUUUGCUACUUCACCCCAGGUUGCCAUGGGAUACAUGGAAUGCAUGAGGUGGGAAAAGGCAAAAUUGGUAUAGUGAGUGAUCCCAGGAAAGUAAAUAUCCUUGGGAUCAGAGGAGGGAAUUGAAAGGAAUGUGAAAUGAUGGAAUAUUAUGUCUGACAUUAGCUACUCCAUUUUGAGAUCUAGGAUUCCAUUUUAUAUAAUAUAGGUCUCUCUGUGGAGACAUUUCAAUAUGU